Molecule: messenger RNA, 1257 nt
Organism: Hyphopichia burtonii NRRL Y-1933
Lineage: Eukaryota; Fungi; Ascomycota; Pichiomycetes; Serinales; Debaryomycetaceae
Exons: 1
Coding region: 1-1257 (418 amino acids)
Biological process (GO): translational initiation
Cellular component (GO): cytoplasm; eukaryotic translation initiation factor 4F complex
Molecular function (GO): translation initiation factor activity; RNA 7-methylguanosine cap binding
Source: RefSeq, a predicted model, not a curated record
AUGUCUGAGAAUUUGAAGAGAGCCGAGUCGUUAUUCAAUAGAAUAAUGAAUCAGAGUUCUGGGAAGAAUGAGACGAUUGGUUCAUCCAAGACAAGUUCUUAUGCCAAUGCAGCUGCUGCUGCCGGGAGUAUGAAUAGUAAUCGUCGAACUAGUCUGAAUGGACAUCAUAGAUAUAAUAGUGGGGGGAGUCAUAAUGGGACGAGUGAAGGAAAGUAUAAUAAAUCAAGAUCAUCAUCAGGAUCAGGACCCAGUGGAAUAACAAGUCCGCUGAUUGGAUCAACGUCUUCAACGUUUAGUGACAAUGGCGGACGUCAUCAUCAUAAUCGUCAUCACAAUAAUCAUUCAAAGAAUGAAGUACCAUCGGUUGAAUUACCGAAAAGAGACCCGAUCAAAGUUUCUAAAGAAACUUUAUUAAAAAUCCCCAAUGAACAUCAUAUAUUACCGUAUUGUUGGACAAUAUGGCAUCAUUCACGGAAUAAAUCCAAACAAGUAAUGGAAGAACCAAUUAGUGAAACUAACAAUGCUGUUGCGGUUGAUUCUUAUUUACAAACAACUAACGAAAUCAAUUUCAAAUCAAUAAUUGACUCAAAUGAAUUAAUAAAUAGUAUUGGUUCUUUAGAACAAUUAUGGUUAAGUUUAUCUACAAUUAAACAAUCUCAUAAUUUACCAAUUGGUACCGAAUUAUUAUUUUUCAAAAGUGGCAUAAAUCCAGUUUGGGAAGAUCCAAUCAACUCUAAAGGUGGUAGAUGGGUUUUCCGUUUUAGUCGUCGUAGUCAUCAUCAAGAUAACUUAGAUUCAAUUGCUAAAGUUAGAUACAGAACUAAUUUAAUUUGGGAAAGAUUAUUAAUUAAAACUAUAACUGGUUCAAUCAUUCCAAAACAAAAUUAUUCUCAAGAAAUUCAAGAUUUAUUAUUAAAUGAUAUUAGUGGAUUGGUUCUUUCGGUUAGAAAAGAUGAAGAUAUCAUCAGUAUAUGGAAUUCAAAUAUAAAUUUUAAUAAGAAAAAAUUCGAAGAAAAUGGUGAAAAAUCAAAAAAAAUCUUAACCAGUUUCCAAGCAAGAAGAAUCAUCUGUGAUUCAAUCCUCAGAAUCAUUAGAGAAUGUGACUUAAUCAAUCAGGGCUCCGACUGUAUCGAUACCUUGGACAGUGGCUCCAACGAAAGAGUCUUUGGCGUCUCCUUCGAAUACAGAUUGCAUGCCGACAACAACAACCCUUCUUUACACGAUAAAGAAAAGUCCAGAUCCAAGUUCAAUUGGUGA